Molecule: messenger RNA, 3867 nt
Organism: Trichobilharzia szidati
Lineage: Eukaryota; Metazoa; Platyhelminthes; Trematoda; Strigeidida; Schistosomatidae
Source: the annotation of a GenBank genome assembly
AUGGCACUUUCUGUUGUUAAGGGGAGACUUGAAAGGGUGCUAGACAAAAAUUUGCAGGAUCUUGUUCGGGGGAUUAGAAAACAUGGCGUGGAUGAGAAUAAGUACAUCGGUGACUGCCUGGAUGAAAUCAAAAAUGAACUGAAACAAGGCUCUUUUUCUGUCAAGGCGAACGCCAUAAGCAAACUUAUUUAUAUACAAAUGCUUGGCUAUGAUAUAAGCUGGUCUGUGUUCAAUAUCGUGGAAGUUAUGAGUUCUCAGAAAUUUACUUUCAAAAGGAUAGGUUAUUUGGCUGCUUCUCAAAACUUCCAUUCUGGCACAGAUGUCCUCAUGCUGGCUACAAAUCUUAUUCGCAAGGACUUAACAAGCACCAAUUUGUAUGACGCUGGGAUCGCGUUAUCUGGUGUCGCUUGUUUUAUUAAUUCAGAUCUAGCAACGGACCUAUACCCUGACAUUCUAAGCCUAAUGAAUUCCCCUAAACCGUAUUUAAGAAAGAAAGCUGUAUUACUACUGUACAAGGUUUUCCUGAAUUACCCAGAAGCACUUCCUAUUUGUUUCCCACAACUGAGAGAUAAACUUGAUGAUUCAGAUCCAGGGGUACAAUCAGCUGCUGUCAAUGUUAUAUGCGAAUUGGCUCGUAAAAAUCCGAAAAAUUACCUCUCUCUUUCACCUAUAUUUUUUAAACUGAUGACAACAUCAUCUAAUAAUUGGGUUCUCAUUAAAAUUAUUAAACUGUUUGGUACGUUAACACCUUUGGAACCAAGAUUAGGUAAAAAGUUAAUUGGACCUUUAACCAAUUUAAUUCACAGUACAUCAGCAAUGUCCCUGUUAUAUGAAUGCAUAAAUACAGUCGUUGCAGUGCUCAUUUCAAUAUCUUCUGGAAUUCCUAGUCACCAAGCGUCGAUACAGUUAUGUGUUCAAAAACUACGCAUUUUAAUUGAAGACUCAGAUCAAAACUUAAAAUAUCUAGGAUUAUUAGCAAUGCGAAAAAUUCUCUUGUAUCAUCCACAAAGUGUUCAACCGCAUAAAGAUUUAAUAUUAAGUUGCCUGGAUGAUAAAGAUGAGUCGAUCAGACUACGUGCAUUGGAUCUACUGCAUGGAAUGGUUUCAAAAACAAAUUUAACUGAUAUUGUUAAACACUUGAUGAUACAUAUUGCCAACACCUCAUCUGGUACACAUUAUCGUAAUGAAUUGUUGAAUAAAGUUGUGUAUAUAUGCUCACAGGAUAAUUAUCAUUAUAUUGCUUCCUUUGAAUGGUAUGUUACUGUACUCGUAGAACUAGCCAGCAUUGAUGGUAUUCGAAAUGGUGAAUUGUUAGCAGCUCAACUUAUGGAUGUUGGAAUACGUGUACCGGCUGUUAGGACAUUUUGUGUUGAACAAAUGGCAAUAUUACUUGAUUUAAGUCAAUCGUUAACAAAUGGUGCAAAACAAAACGCUAUACAGGAGACACUUCGUGCAGCAGCAUGGAUCUGUGGUGAAUAUGCAAAUAGUCUAACCAAUCCAGAACAAACCUUAAAUUCAAUUAUUUCAAUUGCACUUGAAAUACCCGGAUUAUCUUGUUCAAUUCAAGCUAUCCUCUUAUUUAAUGCUUUUAAAAUAUACACUGUUGUUGUGAAAAAUGCGACAAAACAAGCAUUUCAAAGUAUAUCUACUUCAUCUGUAAACAAUAUCGUCAACAAUAACGAUGAUGGUGAUGAGUCUGUGAAACAAAUAGACGAUCUAAAAAUUCUACAACAGUUAAUCAACCAUCUUAUAGAAUUAACAAAUUCUCUUAUGAAUAAAUUUUUCCAGUAUUUUCAUUCAUCUGAUAUAGAAGUUCAAGAACGUGCUGUAUCAAUUCAUCAAAUUUUGAACCUCAUCUUAAAACGUUUGACUAAGAUUCAGUCUUUCUUAACCAAUUCAUCGUCCUCUGAUCCACCGCCUGCCAUCUCAAACAACAAUUCUUCUCCGUCUACAUAUAAUCAUAAGUUAUCGCAUAAUGCAGAGAGUUGUAGUCCUCAGUUACAAUUAUUAAAUCCCACUGCUGCUGCUACUCCUGAUAACACUCCUAAAGCGAACACAACAUCAUCAUCAAGUGACAAUAAUAAUGAUGACGCUGCGUCAACGAAUUCACAACCCAGCUCAAUCCAACAGGAAACUUUCAAUGCAUUCCCGCCUACUACAUCAUUAUCACCAAGUUUACUGCUUAGCUUAAUUCAGUCGAUUGUUGAUGAAUUGAAUGCACUAUUCGCUGGUGAAAUUAUUCCUGUUGCACCGAAAGCCCAGAAAAGAGUGCCGAUUCCUGAAGGUUUAGAUUUAAAUGCUUGGAUUAAUCCACCAGCGCCAGUUUGUAAACCACACUGGACCAGCACUAUAGAUUUUGUUGGGAAGUCUGUAAACGACGAUCAUUCAUUGCAUUCAAUGAACAACGAAUCACGUUACAACUCAGAAGGUGGUGGUGGUGGCGGCGGUGAUAUAUUCACUGAUCUACAAGAUUCUAAGCCUUCAACUGUAAAGUUAACACCUGAACAAUUAGAUGAACUACGGUCUAAACGAUUGGAAAGGCAACAGAAUAAUCCUAAUUAUUUGAAACCAAAGGAGAAAAAAGAGAAGAACAACAACGAUGCUUCCCAGUCUGAAAAUUCUUUCACAGAACAAAAUCGAGAUGUAGAUAACAGUGAUGUAAAUGAAUCUACAAAAUCGAUUGAUUCAUCAUCAUCAUCAUCACAACACUUACAAAAACCAAAUAGUGGACGUACACUAGCUACAUCGGAUCAGUUUGUCGCUGAAAUACGUAAACGAUUUCAAACAGUCGCUUUGAAUGAUGAUCGUAAAUUAAGAUCAACAGGCGAUAAAUCGAAGAAGGUACGCAAGAAAAAACACCUUGUUCCAUCACCACCGCCGUCAUCAUCACCACCACCACUACCAUCAUCCUUAUCAAUAGAUUCAAAGAGAAUGUCUCAAGAAGAAAAUGACAAGAAUCAUAUCAUGAAUAAACUGGCUUCACAUGUUGUUGUACGCUGUGAAUAUGAUAUGCCUGAGGGAGUAACUGUUGACAAUGAAUCACUCACUGAUCCUGAAGAUAUCAACGAUCCACACCAUCGAUUGAAUAUUGUAUUAGAUAAUUUUAUUACACAAGACAAUAAUAAACUAAACGCCUCCAGCACACCAUGUCAACGUGCUAAAAAGCGUCAAGUGACGCAUAAAACUGCUUCAAAGAAGUCGUCGAAAUUGUCGUCCAAAAAUAACAAAGUGGACAAGAUAUCAAGAGAAGAUAUCAACAGCCAGUCUAUGAAUGAAUCCAACUGUACAGAGAAUGUCAAUUCCAGUAAACUUUUAGAUUAUAGCGAUGCGACAACAUGUCGUUCUGGAUAUGUUGCCUUCGAUGAUUCAGACAGUACAAUAAAACAACAACGAAGUAAAAAAUCAUCGAAGACCGCACCCUCUAAAACAUCAUUAUCAGAUAAUAAAAGUGGAGAAAAUAAUCAUCAAUCCCUUGUUCAUCCGAAAUCCUCUGUUCAACAGCAACAACAACAACACUCUAGCAGUGAAUUAAUCCCGAAUACUGUUUCAACGCUGUCAUCUACUACUACUACUACUACUACUACACCUCAAUAUUGUAUACCAUUAACAAUGAUGACUAGUGAUCAAUUUGCUGCACUUUUAUCCAGUGGUCAACUCAAUGCAUUCCAAUCUACGAAAAUUCAAUGUCCUAAUUUAUUAUCAGUUAGUCGGCGUGAAUCACAGAUGCUGUCUGAUUCACCCUCGGUGGCAGUAGUAACAAACAACAACACAAAGAAGAUUUUCUCACAAAUUAUAUCAUUUCUUAAAGAAAACGUUCCAUGUUCAAGUAAGCUAAUUGUGAUGUGUGCUGAAAAAUACAUUCUAUGA